Messenger RNA from Rubroshorea leprosula, 3650 nucleotides. The record is from the annotation of a GenBank genome assembly. Lineage: Eukaryota; Viridiplantae; Streptophyta; Magnoliopsida; Malvales; Dipterocarpaceae.
GAAUUGAUUGUUCUUUACGUAAAUAAUGUGAUGCAGAGACUACAUUAUGGAGAACUUUGUUGGGCCAAUCAUUCAAAUUGUGAAGUAUGUUGGUGGUCCAAUUGUGAGGUACCUAAAAUAUCAGAUAAAAUUUAAUAGUCAUUUGGAACAAUUCAAUGUAAGGAAACAAGGCUUGUGUAGCCGAAAGCGUGACAUUGAAUCAAGAUUGAACACAGAGCUUCACUUUGGGAAAGUUGCAAAGGAGGAAGUGCAAACAUGGUUGAAAGAUGCGGAAAAUUUUAUUGCAAGACAUGAGGUUCAAGAUGAAGUGAACAGUCGAGGAUGUCUCUCAUGUUGUUGUCAAGUAAAGAUUCUAGAGGAAAGGGCUCGGGAACUUAAGGAAAUAUAUGACAGAGGGGAUAACUUCACUAAUGAGUGUUUAGUCAAGGAUGAUCCAUCUAUUCCGUUAAUGGAAUUGCCAACAACGGAAUUACAAGGUAGGGAAGAUGUCAAAGCAGCAAUUUUGGCGUGCUUGAAGGGAGAUGAGGUGACAAAGCUUGGAGUUUGGGGAAUGGGGGGAGUUGGAAAGACAACAAUCAUGAAGCAUGUCCAUAAUGAGUUGUUGAAAGAAGGCAAAUUCAAAAAAGUAAUUUGGGUAACUGUAUCACAAACCUUUGAUAUCUACAAAUUGCAAGAACAGAUUGCAUGCAGUUUAAAUGAACACCUACCAGAGAAUCAAAAUACAAUUACUCGUGGAGCAACAUUAUCACAGAUGCUGGUAGAACAUAAGCCUUACUUGUUGAUUCUAGAUGAUGUGUGGAGUACAUUCAAACUUGAAGAUGUUGGAAUUCCCAAGCCACUCGUAAGUGAUGGUUGCAAGCUAGUAUUGACUACACGGUCACAAGAGGUUGCUCGUACAAUGGACUAUAAGAUAAUUAAAGUGAAGACUCUUUCAGAAGGGGAAGCUUUAAAAUUGUUUAAAGAUAAAGUUGGAGAUACUGUUUUAUCAGAUCAAGGGUGCAUUAAAGGAGCUUUAGAAGCAACUUUAAAGAGGAUUGUAGAUGAAUGUAAUGGCCUUCCCUUAGCAAUUGUUACUGUUGCUAGUAGCUUGAAGGGAGUAUCUGAGCCACGGUUGUGGAGUGCUGCAUUGAAUCAAUUGAAAGACUGCAAAAGAAACAUAGCAGGUACAGAUGACGAUGAUGCAUUUGGGGUAUUAAAAUUUAGUUAUGAUCGUUUGAAAUCCUCAAAAAUCCAACAUUGCUUUUUAUGUUGUGCAUUGUAUCCUGAGGACUACAAUAUCCCAAUUGAUUCUAUAAUUGAUUUUUGGAUUGAUGAGGGGCUAAUAGAUGAAAUGGAGACUGUACUAGCAAUGAACAAUGAAGGCCUUGAUAUAUUGAGGAAACUUGAAGACAAUUGUUUGUUGGAAUCCAAUAAAGAUAAAUGUAGGAAGGAUUGUGUGAGGAUGCAUGAUCUUGUUAGGGACAUGGCAUUGCAAAUUACAAGAACAAGUCCUCGGUUCAUGGUCGAAGUUGGCAAGGCAUUAACAAAGCUACCUGAGAGGGGAAAAUGGACAGAAGAUCUUGAAAAGGUUUCAUUAAUGUGGAAUAAGAUAGAAGAAAUUCCUUCAAGCAUCCUAACUUCAAAAUGCACAAUGCUCACAACUUUGUUGUUAUCCCACAAUAAUUUGUCAACAAUUUCAGAAUCUAUCUUUGAGCAUCUACUUGGGCUCAAAAUUCUUGAUCUUUCCUACAAUGAACAGCUAAGGAGCCUACCAAGUUCCAUCUCCAAUUUGGUGAAUCUCACUACACUCUUGUUGAAAAUGACAUCCUUGACAGAGGUUCCUUCUUUAUCAAAACUUGGAGCCUUAAAAAAGUUAGACCUUGGUAGGACAAGAAUCAAAAAAGUCCCUAAAAGUCUAGAAAUGUGUACAAACCUCAGAUAUCUUAGUCUUAGAGGAUAUUGGGGCAUAUUUGAUGAUACAACAUUAUUUUUUUUUUUCGGUUUCCCGUCCGGUAUCCGAGGCUUCGCCCCGACUAAUCCGGACCCGACCCGCGUCGCGCACCUGGAAAUGGUGGAUGAGAGAAUAGUGUUAAGGGGGGAAGUGAUAGGGGCAUUGAAGACACUAGAAGUAAUAGGGAUAUUGAAGAAGUUGGAAGUUUUUGAGGGCUGGUUCCCGACGGUACAUGAUUGGAGCAUCUUUUUGAAUUGUGUUCAUGGUCAAGGAGAUGGGCUGAGUAGAUACCAUCUUAGAGUUGGAAAGAAGACUCGGGGGUUCCUUUUUGAAAAUUAUCUCAAAAGCAUAGCAUUCAGUGGAAUUGAUAUUGUUGGAGAGACUAUAACAUUGCCACCUUCAGUACAUGGAUUAUUAAUUGAAUGUUGUGACAACCUAAGAAGCUUAAAUGAUUUUUCUUCCAUUAAAGAUGCAACAGACUUGAGGCGAUGCGAGGUUGUGCAUUGUGAAGGCAUGGAGUGUGUUUUUACCUCGUGGAUAAACCCACUCGUCCAAACCGUUGAGGAAUUGAUUCUUUCUGGAUUAAACAAGUUGGAAGGCCUACUUGAAGCAGAAGUGAUUGCCAUGUCCCCACCACCGCCACCUGGCACCUUUUCAUCUCUUAAAUCAAUUGAGCUUUAUAGUUGUGGUAAAAUAAAACGGUUGAUCCCGUCUGAGAAGUUGUUAGGAUAUCUCCAAAGUCUAGAGUUGAUUGAAAUCAAUAAGUGUGAAGAAUUGGAAGAAAUAAUAGCAUUAGAUCCAGAAGAAGAAGCAGGGGACAUCAUCAAGAAGCUCAAUCUUCCGAAAUUAAAAUAUCUGAGAUUGCGAUCCUUGCUAGCAUUAAAAAGCAUCUGUAGCGGAAGGGCAGUAAUGGUAUGUGAUUCUUUAGAAUAUAUUGAAAUUUGGGGUUGUGAAGGACUACGGAGGAUCCCUGUUUAUCUUCCCCUGUCUAAUAAGGCCCAACCAUCUCGUCCUCCUUCCCUCAAAGAAAUCAGUGCAAUUCCACGAGAAUGGUGGGAAUUGUUGGAGUGGGACCAUCCCAAUGCAAAGGAUGUCCUUCAAUCCGUACUUCGCCCCAUGCAUGAAUUUGAGGAUUAUACAUUAUUGGAGUCAGAACAGUCAGAAUGGGAGGAUUAUUCAUUAUGUGAUUCGGAACAGUUAGAAUGGGAGGAUUAUCCAGAGGAUUGAGGAUCUGUCUGAAUUUUCUUGCUGCUGCAUCAAUUAGUGUAUUUAAGCAUUUCAGUCGACUGCUGUCUACAUAUGUUCUCAAUUUUCUUGAAUUAGCUCAAGACUCAUUCCACAAGCAGGUUAAAUUCAAUUCUUCUUCUUCUUUUCAGUUGUGUGCAUCUUUUUGAUUCCUUUUGUCUUGAAAAAGUACUAAACGAGCUUGAACUGUUUGUCUGUUUAAUUGAUUCAUGAAUGAUGUGUCUAGGCAAGCUUCAAUUUAGCUUGUUGCAUCAUGGAACGAGCUUUGAUUAUUUGUUAUCAAAUUUGUUGAUUAUUUUUAAAAAUGUAUUGUACUGCUUAAUUUACCCUUCUUUGAGGUCUUUGAUAUUUAGUUGAUUUUCAAGUAAUGAUUUUUUUUUUUUUUAAUUUAGGUGUGACUCUCUGCAAAUCUUUGUUAUAGCAUUCAUUUCCUACAAAUUGAAGAAUUUUUAACUAAUGAAUUUUUCAUUUUUUU